This is a messenger RNA of Acanthopagrus latus (yellowfin seabream), 1633 nucleotides long. It is a transcript of the gene sirt7, whose product is annotated as sirtuin 7. NCBI's taxonomy places the organism in Eukaryota, Metazoa, Chordata, Actinopteri, Spariformes, Sparidae. The record is from RefSeq and is a predicted model, not a curated record. The transcript has 10 exons. Gene Ontology annotation, molecular function: NAD+ binding. The coding region runs from base 96 to 1316 and encodes 406 amino acids.
UUACGUUAAUGUUUAUACAAACAACUUCCUGUUGUGGGCUCUGGUGCUGCGACCAGUGUUUUGAAUAGAAAGCGCCUCAGCUGAUUUAAAACAGGAUGGCAGAGAAGGCAGACACCGGUGUUUCUUCACGUUUGGAGAGGAAAGCGUUGCAAAAGACCAAAAUACUGCAGCGAGAAAGCGAGAGGAAGAUAUUUAGACUGGUGCGACGGGUCCUGAAGAAGCCGGAGGCCGAGCGGUCGGCGGAUGAGGCCGCUGUGUUACUGCUGCACAAAGAGACUGUGGAGGAACUGUGCAAGAGACAAGUCCGCAGAAAUGUGCUCAAGAGGAAACAGGACGAGGUAUUUGAUGAUGCUGAGGAGCUAAAAAGUAAAGUCAGGCAGCUCGCUGUGGCAGUCAAACAAGCAAAACACCUGGUGGUUUACACUGGGGCUGGUAUCAGUACGGCAGCUUCUAUCCCAGACUACAGGGGCCCUAAUGGGGUUUGGACCCAGCUACAGAAAGGACGGACAGUCAGUUCAUCUGACCUGAGUAAAGCUGAACCGACCCUAACGCACAUGUGUAUUAGGAUGCUACAUAAAGAAGACCUGGUAAAGCAUGUUGUUUCUCAAAACUGUGAUGGACUUCACUUGCGUAGCGAUCUACCCAGACAAGCUCUGUCUGAGCUCCAUGGGAACAUGUUUAUUGAGGUGUGUACAUCCUGUUCCCCAGUCAGGGAGUACGUGCGUUUGUUUGACGUGACAGAGCGGACGUCGCUGCACCGACACGGUACAGGCCGCAGAUGCAGCCACUGUGGUGGCGAACUCAGGGACACCAUAGUGCACUUUGGGGAACGUGGGACUUUGGAGCAACCUCUAAACUGGAAGGGAGCUGCAGAGGCUGCCAAGAUGGCGGACGUUAUCCUCUGCUUAGGCUCCAGUCUGAAGGUGCUGAAGAAAUAUGCUUGUCUGUGGGCCAUGAACAGACCCGCAAGCAAAAGGCCCAAACUCUACAUUGUCAACCUCCAGUGGACGCCAAAAGACGACCUGGCAGUGCUGAAAAUUCAUGGCAAGUGCGAUGAUGUCAUGCGCCUCCUAAUGGACGAGCUGAACAUUCAGAUUCCUGCUUAUGACAGGGCGAAAGACCCCAUCUUCAGUCUAGCCACACCUUUGCAACCAGAGGAGGUCAACAGCUGCACUCGUGAGGUCAUAGCUCCCCCUAAUGGGCAGGAGGGCUGCUCACCUGAGCCUGGGGAGCAGACAGAAGAAGCCACAGCCGUGCAGGGCGGCUGGUUUGGGCGAGGCUAUGGCAAAGGAAGGAAGAAGAAAAAACCUGCUUAAUACAAGCAGCUUUAUUGAUUUAUUGAUGCAUAUGGUGUUGUUGGACUUUCAACUUUAGGGUGCUGUUCUUUGUAUUGAUAUCAUUAAGAGUGUGUGUGUGUGUGUGCAUGUGUGCAUGCGUGCGUGUGUAAAACAGGAAAAAUAAGGUCAAGUAUUUGCCAUUUGAAAAUGGCACUUUGCACCAUGAACAUCUUUUUCGUACAACAUUCAUAUUUUUAGCAACAGCAAAAUCUUUGAGUUAUGCUACCUUUUAAGAUGGCUGUUGUUGAUAGAGGUUAUUAUUACCCUUUUGAAGGUGGGAUAGCCUGCAAAGCAAA